AUGCAGGCUGAGGAACACGGUUGUCGGCAAGUUACUGAUUUGGUGAAAUCACCCGGGACAUUCCGGGUACUUGUUGCUGUGACCGGAAGCGUCGCAUCAUUGAAGCUGCCUCUGUUGGUCUCCCAGCUUCUCCAGCUCUCUGGGGUGGAAGUAAGAGUCGUCACAACGGAGCAUGCCAAGCACUUCUUCAACCCUGCAGACAUUUCUGUAAAAAUCUACAGCGACAAGGAUGAGUGGGAGCUGUGGACACAGAGAUCUGACCCUGUGCUCCACAUUGAGCUCAGGCGCUGGGCAGACCUUCUUCUCAUUGCUCCCCUGGAUGCUAACACUCUUGGAAAGAUUGCUAAUGGCAUUUGUGAUAAUCUGCUGACGUGUGUGGUGAGAGCCUGGGAUACCACUCGACCUCUCCUCUUCUGCACUGCAAUGAAUACAGCUAUGUGGCAGCAUCCCAUUACAGCCCAGCAGGUAUCCAGGCUGAAAGAGUUUGGAUAUGUGGAAAUCCCCUGCAUAUUUAAGAAGUUAGUGUGUGGGUAUGAAGGUAAAGGCGGCAUGGCAGAGGUGUCGACUAUUGUCGAUGUUGUGAAGCAGUAUCUUCAGAGAACAGCAAGGCCCUGCAUAAGCCGCACAUCCCUGAAGAAGAAGGACGAGGUCAUCCCGUCGAGGCAGCACGAAAAAAUCCGCUCAUCUUCAGCCCUGCGCGACGCCCGCUGCUCCAGGCGGAACAGCGGGAGCUCGCCUAAGAGACUACGAGCUUGUUCACUGGACUUCCGGGAUAUCCGCGCGGAACGCGCAUGCACCCCAUGA
This is a messenger RNA of Limanda limanda (common dab), 804 nucleotides long. RefSeq names its product phosphopantothenoylcysteine decarboxylase-like. Gene Ontology annotation, biological process: coenzyme A biosynthetic process. The record is from RefSeq and is a predicted model, not a curated record. Gene Ontology annotation, cellular component: phosphopantothenoylcysteine decarboxylase complex. Lineage: Eukaryota; Metazoa; Chordata; Actinopteri; Pleuronectiformes; Pleuronectidae. The transcript is spliced from 2 exons. Gene Ontology annotation, molecular function: phosphopantothenoylcysteine decarboxylase activity; FMN binding. Bases 1 to 804 code for a protein of 267 amino acids.